AUGUUUAAUCCUUAAAUAGAUAGUACUGAAAAUAGUAAUGAAAACAAAGAAAUAAAAAAAUAAAGACAUCCUAUAAUAAUUUGUUAUGAUAGUACGACAAAAUUACCUAUCGAUUUAAAAUAAGUCUCAUACAUAGUUAAUAUUUAAUCUGGUUUAGCAGUGGUUCAAAUAUUCCAAAUCUAUUCAACAGAAUAAAACAAAGAUUAACGUGAAUUAGAAUACCUAUUUACAAUAGAUUAAGACUCUGCUGUAACUAAGAUGAUUGUUGAAAUUGGAGAUUAAAAGAUUUAUGGAAUAAUAAAAGAAUUAGAAGAGUCAAAAAAAAAAUAUAAAAAGGGAAUAAAAGAAAGAAAGAUUAUAGUGUUAAGUGAAGAAGAUUAAGAAAUAUCAAAUAUAAAAAAAGUAAAAAUUGGUUGCUUGAGUCCUGGUAAAUCGUUAAAAAUUUAAUUUGAGUACAUCUAACCUUUAUAGGUGUAUCUAAACUAAUUUUGGAAAUUAGAAUUGUCUCCAUUGGUAGAUAUAAGUUAUCUCACAGUUAAUGGAUUAAAGAAAACUUAUUAAGGUUAUGCUUAAUAAUAUGCUUUUGUGAAACAUCAUAUUGACAUUUAAGCUAUCAAAUUAAAUUACAAGUAAAAUAUUACUGUAAUAAUUAACAUGUAAAAACCUAUUACAUAUGCUAAGUCUCCAACACACUCAAUAUUAUUAAAUUCUGAUAUUAAUAUGAAGGAGAAAUAAAUUGAUUUAUAAACUCCAUAGAACUAAUUAAUUAUUACUUUAGAUACUAAUGAUCCAGAAAAUAUGGAACCUAAUAAAAAUUUUGAACUAUUAUUUUCCUCCAACGAUAUUAAUAGCCCUGAUGCAAUACUCAGCCAUACAAAAAAUGAGGCUUUAGAACAUAUCAAAUAUUGUGCUACUUUAAAUAUCAUUCCGAAAUUUAAUGAAUUUCAAAUAGAUGAUGCUUAUCAAUCAUAUAUAAAUGGUUUAAAUUUACCGUCACAGACAAAAAUUUAAAAGGGUUCUUAUAUUUUUUUAAUUGAUCGUAGUGAUUCAAUGGAAGGCAUAAGAAUUGAAAAAGCCAAACAAUCAUUGAUACUAUUUUUGAAGAGCCUUCCAGAUGAUUGUUCUUUUAACAUAAUUUCAUUUGGUAGUGUUGCAAUAAAAAUGUUCGAUAUUGCAUAAGCAUAUAAUUAGCAAACAUUAUAUUAGGCAAUAAUGUAAGUCUAAGAAAUGGAGGCAGAUUUUGGUGGAACUGAUAUAUUUUUAGCAUUAAAAGAAGGAAUUUAUGAUGAAAAUUAUUAAAAAAGCAAAGAUAGUACAGAAACUUUAAAUGUUUUUUUACUAACAGAUGGAGAAGAUUCCCCAAAAGAAAUCAUUAACUUGGUAAUUUAAAAUCAAAGACCUGAAACAAGAAUUUAUACAUUAGGUAUUGGGAAUAAUUGCAGUGAAUAUUUAGUAUCAAGAUUAGCUGAAGUUGGAAAUGGAAAAUGCUUAUUAGUAAGAGAUUACGAAGAUAUUAAUUCUAAAGUAAUUGAUUUAUUAGAAGAUUCCCUUACAUAUUAUUUAAAAGGAUUUUCAUUAAUACAUAAUAUUGAAAAUGUAUCAUAGAUUAUUCCUGAUCCAAAAUCAAUAACUUAACUGAAAAAAAAUUAAUAAUUAACUUUACAAAUUUUAUUUUCAAAGAAACAUAAAAAGGAAAAUUUAGAAUUCAAGAUUAAUUGUUAUGACCCAUAAUUAAAUAAAUAAAUCUCCUUUGAAAUCAAAAUGAAUCUUAAAAGUUCCAUAGAGAAUGAAUAUUUCCAUAAAAUAGCUGCUAAUAGACUGAUAAGGUAUUAUGAAAAAUCAAUCUCCUUAUAUGCUAAACAAAUGGAUAUGAUUAUGAUCAAUCAAAAAUUCCUCAAAGAUUAGGAUAUAAUAAAUUUGUCAUUAUAAAAUCAGAUUAUAUGUUCUAAAACAGCAUAUAUUUGUGAAGCCUGUAAAAAUUAAAAAGUUCUUUAAGCAUUGAUAAAGAAAAAGCUCUUGAUUAGCAAAAGUGAAGAGGAAGAUUAUUAAACUCUAGAAGGUGUAGCUAAUGCAAAAAAGUUUUUUUAUAAAAAAUGUAUUAAUAACUCUAUGGAGAUAAUAGAAACAAAGGAAUUUGUUGAGAUGGAUGAAGAUUCUGUUUUACACAGCUCAACUCAAUCCUUACAAUACGACUAAAAAUAACCCAAUAGAUUACUACCUAAAUAAAGCAUCUAAUUUGCUCUUAAGCCAAAAAUACUUUAGGAGGAUUAUCAGAUGCUAUCAUAUUUUGAAUUAAUUGAUUGCAUUUAAGCAAAUGGUAGUUUUCUUUUAGAAAUUCAUAUCGAAGAAUAAUUAAAAUUAUGCAAAUUAGAUAAUAAAUAUCGUUUACAAGAUAUUUAUUGGUCAACAGUGGUUUCUCUUUUUUAUUUGGAAUUAUUUUGUCAGGAUUCAAAAAGCUCCUGGUAAUUAAUUUAUAAUAAAGCAAUAAAUUACUUAAUAAAGUAAGGAAUUAAUUUUUAUUAAAUAAAAGCAGAGUGCAUCUCAGAUUAUGGAAAAAUUUUUAAGAAUAGAAAAAUUUGA
Paramecium pentaurelia is the source of this 2580-nucleotide messenger RNA. The record is from the annotation of a GenBank genome assembly. Lineage: Eukaryota; Ciliophora; Oligohymenophorea; Peniculida; Parameciidae.